Messenger RNA from Daucus carota subsp. sativus, 387 nucleotides. RefSeq names its product AT-hook motif nuclear-localized protein 23-like. Gene Ontology annotation, cellular component: nucleus. The transcript has a single exon. The coding region runs from base 1 to 387 and encodes 128 amino acids. Gene Ontology annotation, molecular function: DNA-binding transcription factor activity; minor groove of adenine-thymine-rich DNA binding. NCBI's taxonomy places the organism in Eukaryota, Viridiplantae, Streptophyta, Magnoliopsida, Apiales, Apiaceae. The record is from RefSeq and is a predicted model, not a curated record.
AUGACCAACAGUGAGUCGAUGAAUGGCAUCAACAAACCAGUCAUUCUGGAAAUCCCUAGUGGAUUUGAUGUCAUAAGUUGUGUGGUGCAAUUUGCACUGCAUUUCGGGCUUUUUGUAAAUGUGCUUACUGGCCAUGGACUCAUUUCUGAUGUCGAUGUUGCCUAUUCACCCGGUGCAAUCCGUCCGCUGUGCAGUUCUACAUGCUAUCACAUAAUUUCAUUUUCGGGGACUUACCGUGGUUCAGAUGCUGCUUCUGGAAACAUUAUUAGUGUUUUCCAUGUUCAAUUUGUAGAUGAUAAGGGUAAUGUUAUGGGGGGACGAAUUCUGUCUCACACGAAAGCAGCAAGUACUGUUACGCUUGUUCUUGCUGUUUCUAAAAACGCGUGA